Bombyx mandarina (wild silkworm) is the source of this 2603-nucleotide messenger RNA. Its product is annotated as multiple inositol polyphosphate phosphatase 1. Gene Ontology annotation, molecular function: acid phosphatase activity; inositol phosphate phosphatase activity. The record is from RefSeq and is a predicted model, not a curated record. NCBI's taxonomy places the organism in Eukaryota, Metazoa, Arthropoda, Insecta, Lepidoptera, Bombycidae.
AUGCGGUGUGCCUUCAUCCUGCUGAUGGCAGCUUUGUGCGCUCGAGCCGACGAGAUCUGCCUUACGUCUGAAGAGGACCCAUAUUUGCUAUUCGGAACGAAGACCGCGUACAUCUUCUCCAAUCGUGGCAUCCCAAACGCUAAGGCACAUGAAGUACCAGGAUGCCAACCCGUAGCCUUUUGGCUCCUCAGUCGUCACGGCUCGCAUAACCCUGAAGCUAACGAGACUGCUGAACUCCAACAACUGGUCGAUCUAAAGAACAACAUCGUCACGAACUACAAGAAUGGAAACUUCAGGAACACUAAUCAUCGAAUCUGCACGGCCGACUUUAACUUGCUGGAACGAUGGAACUGGAAACAGAACAGCAGCACGGCCGGCGAUCUCACCAGCGACGGAUACGUGACGACGCAGCAGUUGGCACAGGCCUGGAAGCAGCGGUUCCCUGGACUAUUGACGCCGAACACUUACAACUAUUUGUUCAAAUUCGUCGAAGAACCACGUUCUAGCAACUCGUUUAGAGCGUUCUCGGAAAGUUUAUUCGGAGGCCAGAACGAAGGUUUCGAUGCACCCAAAGAGAACGACGAAAAACUGCUAAGGCCACUCAAGUACUGCGACGCUUGGAAGAACCAAGUCGACGAGAACAACAAGACUCUAGAACAGAAAAACAUAUUUGAAUCGAAGCAAGAAUAUAAAGAGAUGAUUUCGAACGUUUCUCUGAGGCUGGGCUUCAACUAUGACCUACAGAAGAACACAGUAUUGAGCAUCUACCAGAUGUGCCGAUACAACAAGGCUUGGGACGUGACGCAGAUCUCGCCCUGGUGCGCUGCGUUCACGCGUGAAGACUUAAAACGCUUGGAGUACGCCGAGGAUUUGGAAACUUAUUACAAAUACGGUUACGGAUCCACAGUCAGUGAGAAAAUCGGCUGUAGCAUUAUUAAGGACAUGGUUGACUUCUUCAAGAACCACGCUGAACGGGAGUUACGACAACAACCAAAAGCCAUGAUCCAACUGACGGACUACCCGAUGAUCCUGAUGGCUCUGACCAAGCUGGGGUCGCGGCAGGACCCGGCCCCCAUCACGGGAGACAACUACCACACAAACACCGCGCAGGCCCGCAAGUGGAGCUCCUCCAACAUGGUCCCAUUUAAUGCUAACAUAGCUGCUGUUUUGUACAAGUGCACUACGAAUGGAAAUUUCCAGAUCAAAGAACAGUACCAAGUCUUGUUCUUGGAGAACGAGAAGCCAAUGAACAUUGAAGGUUGUUGGGUUGGACUCUGCGAUUGGUCGGCGGUUAAAUCGAAAUUCGAUCCAGACAAAUGCGAUCUUCAGUUCUGUAACGCGGCCGCACGAUCGACUGGCUUCGUUAGUCUUAUUUUAACUGUGAUUUUAUUCUGUAUCAAUCGUAAUUAAUGGUUACUUAAAUUUAGACUUUACGGUUAUGAAGCUAAAAUUCACGAUCGCAUCAAUAAAUAGUCUUGUUCUUAUCCAAUUAGGUGAUAUGACACGAUUUUUUUGGAUCAACACAUUUAUGAAUUAUCUUCGAAAAAUCCAUUAAUUGAAUUAUUUCAGUAGUGAGUUAGGUUUGUUUGAGCUGAGUGAGCUUACUUUGGCCGUUUACCAAUUACAGCACAAGAGCGCAUUAUGCGGCAUAAUGCUCAACUAAGCUUCAGCAUAAUUCGGCAUUGUGCGUCACUGAGUCGCAUUAUGCUCUGUAAUUGGAAAACUACCAUUAAAUAAUGGUUAAUUACUACCAUUAAAGUAAUGGUCGCAUUAUGCUCUGUAAUUGGAAAACUACCAUUAAGUAAUGGUUAAUUACAGAGCAUAAUGCGGCUCAGUGAUGCACAAUGCCGAAUUAUGCUGAAGCUUAGUUGAGCAUUAUGCCGCAUAAUGCGCUCUUGUGCUGUAAUUGGAAAACGGCCUUACUCGCCCGAGCGAAGCUAGAAUAGACCCCAGACAUUAAGUGUAUAAUCUAUGCCCCAGACUACUAGCGAAUAGGUAGGUAAAAAAAAAGAAUAAAGACACCCUACUGGGCAGCCAUGAUUAUUUGCAUUACGUAAUAAAUUAGAAGUUUGACAUUUAAUUCCAAAAACCUUAAUUCGAUUGCACUUCCUUUGCGAUUAUAACGUAUUAUCGUAGUUGUUAAUCGUUUACGAUAUAAAUGAUAUAUUGUACCAGUAGAUUGUUACAUAUUAAAUGAAGUACUUAAAUGUUGGUUAGUUUUUUUGUGUAUUAAACAUUGUAAUUAGUAGACAGCGGCUUGGCUGUGCCGACGGUGAUCACUCACUACCAUGUAGGCCUUAUGCUCGUCUGCAUAUAUAAUGGCAAUAAUGGCAAUUUUUUUUUCUUCUUUUUUGGCUGUAUGCCUUGUUACAACACUACUCAAUCUAGAUUUCUGUGCUAUAAAAAAUAUGACGACAAUUAAAAAAACAUACCAACACUGCUACUAUUGUAUGUUUAAAUUAUUAGUUACUGUUAUGUUUUAUCAUCCUAUAGGUAACGUUUUUUUGCCUUCGCUUUUGUGUUUUAUUUUAUUUUAUACAGUUGAUUUUUGUACAUUCAAGUAUAUUAUUGUUGGAUUAACCUCAAAUAAAAUGUUAUGGAAA